Molecule: messenger RNA, 3472 nt
Organism: Linum trigynum
Lineage: Eukaryota; Viridiplantae; Streptophyta; Magnoliopsida; Malpighiales; Linaceae
Source: the annotation of a GenBank genome assembly
ACAUACGCACCAGGUCCAAAAUGGCGUGCUAUCAUCUACUCCUCCUCUUCCCAAUCUCCAUCACCAUUCUCACCGUCGUAAUCACUUCCCGAUUUCUCGCCGCCGCUGCAUCUCCCAAAAAGCCGCUUCCGCCGGGUCCAAAACCAUGGCCGAUCAUCGGAAACCUCCCUCACAUGGGGAAAAAACCUCACAUCUCCUUCCGAAACUUGUCCAACAUCUACGGCCCUCUCAUAUCCCUCCGCCUCGGCUCGCAGCUCCUCGUCGUCGUAUCUUCCCCGGCCGCCGCCUCCGAGGUCUUGAAAACACACGACCGCCUCUUCUCCGGAAGAUACGUCCCGAGAGCGCUGCCUUACGACACGGCGGAGCUCGACCGCAAGGCGGUCGUAUGGGCGUCAAACUGCAACGACCAAUGGAAGGCCUUUCGAGCCAUGUUUCGAAACGAGAUCUUCUCGGCUAAGGCGAUUGAAUCUCAAGCAGCCGUCAGGGAGAAGAAGGUUGCCGAGAUGGUGCAAUUUCUCGGUGGGAAGUUAGGGGAAUCGGUUUGUAUCAGGGAAGUGGUUUUCGCUACUAUAUUUGAUAUGUUGUCCAAUCUCAUUUUUUCCCGAGAUUUCAUCGGGUUUGAAAGGAAUGAGAACGCGAAUAGACUGAAAUCACUGAUUCAGAGGUUGAUAGAAUUAGGGGUUUCCCCCAAUCUCGCCGAUUUUUUUCCAGUUCUGAAGAAUUUGGAUCCCCAGGGUUUGAGACGCGAGGCAACUACUCGUUGCAAUGAGCUCUACUCUCUUUGGCAACGUGACGUCAAAGAGAGGAGAGAGCGCGGCGGGGAGAGAGAGCGAUCUGAUGUUACUAAAGAUUUUUUGGAUAUUCUUCUGGAAAAUGGACUCGAUGAUGACCAAGUUGACUGGUUGAGUCUCGAAUUGUUCACUGCUGGAACGGACACUAACACGGCCACAAUAGAAUGGGCGAUGACAGAGUUGAUUCGAAAUAGGGGAGUGAUGAAUAAGUUGCGGGAGGAGCUAAAGAGUGAAGUGUUGCCACUCAUAUCGGGAAAACCGUUGAUUGACGAAGCCAUGACGUCUCGACUUCCUUAUUUGAAUGCAAUCGUGAAGGAGACGCUGAGACUACAUCCGCCGGUGUCGUUGCUGCCGCCGCACCGAGCUUCAGAAUCUUGCGAGCUAUUGAAUUACACAAUCCCAGAGGGGGCUUAUAUUACAGUCAACGUGUGGGCAAUAGGGAGGGAUCCAACGGUGUGGGAUGAUGAUCCGGGGACGUUUAAGCCCGAGAGGUUUAUCGGGUCAAAGAUUGAUUUUAGAGCACAACAUUUUGAGUUGGUGCCAUUUGGUGGUGGGAGGAGGAUGUGCCCGGGGAUGUCAUUGUCCGCAAGGCUGAUUCCACUAGUUUUGGCUGCUUUGGUUCAUAACUUCGAUUGGUGUCUUCCCAACGAAGUAGAUCCGGCAAAAUUGGAUAUGAGUGAGAAAUUCGGGUUGGCAUUGCAAAAGGAACUUCCUCUUCUUCUGAUUCCCCGUCAGAGUUUAUUUUAAGUCCUUUGAUGUUGCUCUUGGAUGUUAUUAGUGGCUAAUUAAUAUUCAAUGUUAUUAGUUAGUAGAUGGCAAACGAUGAUCCAAGAUGUUACAGCAACCCUCGGUCAAUAAAUUCUUCACUAUCACAAUCGGAAAAUGUGCAUAGAUCUAUAGUCGUCUGCAAUUAUCCUGAAAUAUUCAUAACUAACUACAGUUUUAAUUUACGAAUAUUUGAUUACUAUUAUAGGAAAUAAUUUACUUAACUUCAUGUUAUAUAGAUAGAAAAAACAAUCACGCCUAGCACUCGCUACCAACUACACUACUAACAAAGGUAAAGUGUAACUAAUGAAAAGGACUGCAAUAUAGUGACACAAGUAAUAAAUUUAUCAUAUCCUUGGAUCUCUAGACUUUUUUUUUUUUUGAGGGAACUUUGGAUCUCUAGACUUACUAUUACUGGACCUCAGUUAAUUAUUUAGUAGAUAAGAAUUUCAUGUUGAAUAACUAUACUACUGGGCAAAUAUACUAAAGUUGGACUACUAAUUACAGAUUGGUACCUCACUCGGGUAUUGAUUCCUCAUAGCCACUAGCCGGACUAAUGAUUGAUAAUUCUCUAACUUAUUCCACUUCAUUCAUAAUGCAGAAAUUCCUUGACUCAGCCUUGAAUCUCGAAUUCUCUAUCAAAACAAUCAAGACCCUCUUGAGUUGGUUGCUUAGAGGGACGCAACUUUCUCUAAAAGAACCGAUCAAGGCGUUCUACACUAGAAUCCCUCUAUUGGGUGAGGUUCUCACUCAAUACAAAGUAUUGAAUCAAUUCACCAUCGUGUAAUUGAUUCCCUACUUUCAAUCUAUGAUGCUCUAUGGAUUUAAUCAGGUAUUUCCUCUCAUAGUAUCAAAGCAGAAUCAACCAUCUAAAUUAAAGCAUAAUGAACAUGAAUCAUGAAAAGAAGUUUAUCUUCCAAACGUUUCUCUUCACUUACUUGUACCCAUGGUUAAUGUAAAGAAGUUUAUGCAAUAAUUGUCAUCGUUUAUUGUUCCUCAUAUAUAUUAUUUUAUGAAGAUUCAUUAUAUAUAUAUGGUAGUCACCUAUAAGGAAAAUUAUCCAUUCAUUAGAGGCAAAUAAUGGCUACGAACUUAUAUAAAUGAAAUGUAAUUGCUUGAUAAAAUUAAUUUUAGAAUAAAAGACAUUAGCCUCCAUAUAUAAUUUUAGCGGCACAUAAUUAUGCCUUAAUGGUUGGAUACUAUCGCAAAUAAAAUUGGCAUUAGCAGCUAAAACAUUUCCCCAUUAAAUCUCUAAGCAACCACAAAUAAUAUAUGCCACUAUAUGGCUAUAGCCAGCGGAGUAUUUGAGGUAAAAGUAUAAUAUGCCUCUAAACAUAUACAGAAGCAACUUAAUCCAAUCAACUGUAGUCUAUACAAAGAUGAGAGAACUGCUUCAGACUGUCAACCCGGGUUGACCCGGAUCCGGUUGAGCUAGUGGGUCAAGGGUUAAUAGGUCACCCAUUUUAGCUCGGUUUAGCCCGGAAAUAUGGGAAGCGUCAUUAUAUUGUACUUAUCCUGAUAAAUUAUAUCAAAUCUCAUCUAACAUAUGAGUUAUAACAUAUAAUAUUACACCAAAAUAACAUUUCGUACUUAGAUUCAACAUAUAGUGAAAAUUCACACACACUUAUAUAACAUUAAUAUUCAAAUGUUCAACUUAGGAUUCCAAAGAUUGAGUUAGGCAAAAUGAAAAAUCGAAAAAUAGAUGCAUUUCGCAAAACAAAGAAAAAAAUGACACAAUUUGACCUCCAACCCGGUACCUUAUAGUGGUCGACCCGGCGAGUGCGUGCGGCCCAUUUUUCUCACCGGGUCAGGGUGAAAGUGGGUCAACCCCUGGUUGACAACCUUGGAAAACAUAGCCGAUCCAACACAUAUAAUAUAACUCUCAUAGAGUAAGAGACUAAAUGUGAACAGGAGCC